Molecule: messenger RNA, 1759 nt
Organism: Sinocyclocheilus rhinocerous
Lineage: Eukaryota; Metazoa; Chordata; Actinopteri; Cypriniformes; Cyprinidae
Gene: timm44
Product: translocase of inner mitochondrial membrane 44 homolog (yeast)
Exons: 12
Coding region: 18-1226 (402 amino acids)
Biological process (GO): protein import into mitochondrial matrix
Cellular component (GO): mitochondrial inner membrane
Molecular function (GO): protein-folding chaperone binding
Source: RefSeq, a predicted model, not a curated record
CGGCGCAGGCAAGGUUUAUGUCCUCCGGUGGCGGUCGGAAAGGCUUCCUUGGAGAGUUUCUGGACAAUCUCAAGCAGGAACUGACCAAGAGCAAGGAGAUGAAUGAGAACAUCAAGAAGUUUCGCGAGGAGGCCAAAAAACUAGAGGAAUCGGAAGCCCUCAAGCAAGCCAGGAGGAAAUAUAAAACCAUCGAGUCCGAAACAGUUAAAACUUCUGAAGUGUUGAAGAAAACACUCGGGACGAUAUCAGAGACGGUGAAGGAGGGUUUGGAAGAGGUCGGACGCUCAGACAUCGGAAAGAAAAUCAAAGAAGGCAUGGAGGAAGCGGCCAAAUCCGCCAAACAGUCGGCGGAGACGGUGUCUAAAGGUGGAGAAAAACUUGGAAAGACCGGAGCCUUUCGGGCGAUAUCACAGGGUGUGGAGAGCGUCAAGAAGGAGAUCGGUGACCUCGGACAGAUCGGCCCGUACCGGCCGCCCACCAGACUGAGGAAGAGGAGCGAUUUCUCAUCGAAGGCAGGAGGCGCAGAAGCCAAAGUCUUUGAGGCCAACGAGGAGGCGAUGGGUGUCGUGCUGCACAAGGACUCUAAAUGGUAUCAGCAGUGGAAGGACUUCAAGGACAACAAUGUUGUUUUUAACAGGUUCUUUGAGAUGAAGAUGAAGUACGACGAGAGUGACAACGCCUUAAUCAGAGCGUCCCGCGCCGUCACUGACAAAAUGACUGACAUCAUCGGCGGCUUGUUCUCUAAAACCGAGAUGUCUGAGGUUCUGACCGAGAUCCUGAAGGUGGAUCCGAACUUCGACAAGGACUCGUUCCUGAAGCAGUGCGAGCGGGACAUCAUUCCCAACAUCCUCGAGGCCAUGAUCCAGGGAGAGCUGGACGUCCUGAAGGACUGGUGCUACGAGGCCACGUACAGUCAGCUGGCUCACCCCAUCCAGCAGGCCAAAGCCAUGGGUCUCCAGUUCCACUCCAAGAUCCUGGACAUUGAUAACAUUGACUUGGCGAUGGGGAAGAUGAUGGAGCAAGGUCCCGUUCUCAUCAUCACCUUCCAGGCUCAGCUGGUGAUGGUCAUCCGUAACGUGAAGGGUGAAGUGGUGGAGGGCGACCCGGAAAAGGUUCUCAGGAUGAUGUACGUUUGGGCGUUGUGUCGAGAUCAGGACGAGUUGAACCCUUACGCCGCCUGGAGACUCUUAGACAUCUCCGCUUCCAGCACUGAGCAAAUCCUGUAAACAACGGCUUCCUCAAUGGGGACACGAGGGGAGGGAUCGGGAUCGGGGGCGUGGCUCAACUGGGGGCGGAGCCACACACAUUGGCUUGUUUUACAUAACUCCGCCCCUAGCGGUUUCUUCCAGAGCUCUACCACGAACCGCAGGGUUGUUCGCGAUGAGCCAAAAUGGCCGACGGUUGGACUCAACGCCAUUGGACCGAAUCCCCAUCAGUCUGAAAGACUAAGAGACUCGUUUUUGUUUGUGCGUAUUGUCCGUUUACCUGUUCUGGAAUGAACAUGUGAAGUCGAGUGGUUAUCAAGUGCCAUUCUACCAAGCUAUCAAUAACAAUGUGGAAGAAUAAUAAUUAUAAUAAAAGUACUUAAUUUCUAUUGUAUUGUAUCUGAAUAUAACUAAACCUCCCCAGGCAUCUUAAACCGAGAUACGGUCUGGAAUUGUUGCGACAAUGGUUGAUGUCUAUUUAUUAAAGAUUUGGUCCAGGUUAUGUAGUUUUAUCAAUUACAGAUUGUAUCUUUAAGAUCGGCCUUAACGUUUUC